This is a messenger RNA of Raphanus sativus (radish), 1211 nucleotides long. RefSeq lists its product as uncharacterized. The record is from RefSeq and is a predicted model, not a curated record. NCBI's taxonomy places the organism in Eukaryota, Viridiplantae, Streptophyta, Magnoliopsida, Brassicales, Brassicaceae. Bases 8 to 1054 code for a protein of 348 amino acids. The transcript has 2 exons.
CACCUCUAUGUUUCUUUUUUUUGUAGAUAAGAACCACCGAACCAUAACUCCAAAGAAACUCCCGAGGCAAAUGAGAUCACUCACCAUGCCGAUACUUCUCCCUACCUCUUCCUUCAAAACGUCAGCCACCGUCCUCAUCGCCGGCGUCUUUUCUAUUGCUGCGGUGAGUUUCACCGUUCCUCCAGUCUCCCAUUUAGUGGCGUCUUGCUGUCUGAUCGUCUACGAUAAUACAGUCUUCCUCGUAAAACCACCGUAUCUUUACUUAGUCACCAACUGUAUCAUCGUCUCCAUCGUCGCUACAUCUAAGCUCACGCAGAAAACGUCUUCUAAUAUCGAUGAUCAUGAGUCUUUGGAAGUGGUAACCGUAGUACCGGUGCCUUCUGAUAUCGACAGCGGUUACUUGAACGUCUCUAACGUUGACAACGCUUAUACCGGCUUUGAAGAGAAUGAUGCACCGGUUGUCCCCGAAGUCAUCGCUGAUGAUAAGGUGAUAGUUGAUGGUCGAGAAGAUCAACAUGCAGAGAAGGAGAAGCCAAAACCGAUUACCGGUUCGCCUGAACCGGAUACGGAGAAGCCAAAACCGAGUAGCGGUUCGCCUGAACCGGAUAUGGACAAGCCAAAAAUGGAAAGUGACUCUCCGGCGGUUUCGGUUGUGAAGCUGUCUAGGAAACCGCCGAGAUUCAACAAGCAAAAGUCGCUUAAAAGUACUCAAGAAGGAAAUGGUGGUGGAUGUAAAAAGUCAAAGGACUCCAGGAGAGAGGACACGCUGGAGACGACGUGGAAGAAGAUAACGGAAGGACGCUCGACGCAGUUAAAGAAGCACUUGACGAAGUCCGACACGUGGCAAGAAAGGUCGCACGUGCGAAGUAAGGAGAAGAUGACCAAGUCUGACAACUUAAAUGAGGCGGAGACGACGCCGCGGUUGAAAAGAGAGCCGUCACCGGGUCAGGAAGAGCUUAACAGGCGCGUGGAAGCGUUUAUCAAGAAGUUCAAUGAAGAGAUGAGAUUGCAAAGACUAGAAUCUUUGGCCAAGUAUAACGAGAUGGUAAAUUGAGGGACUCGUUUGUAAUAUUCAAGGUUUUCUUUUGGUCUUUUCAUGGAACAAUUUUCAGAAAUAAUGCAAGUAGGAAGACAAAACAGUGUGUAUUUGUGUCAAAAAGGAAAAUGUUUACGUAUGUGUAUGUAAUGAUUGUUAUAUUUUUCGACUUCCA